Messenger RNA from Spirodela intermedia, 997 nucleotides. Lineage: Eukaryota; Viridiplantae; Streptophyta; Magnoliopsida; Alismatales; Araceae. The record is from the annotation of a GenBank genome assembly.
AUGUAUGCGACGUGGGAGCGGCGAUUUUCUGGCGAGUUUGAAGCAGACCCGAGUUUCCUCUGCUCUAUAGAGAAAUUAAUGGCGUCUGUGACCGUUCUUGGUUCGCCGGCAUGCACGGAUGUGGCGAGAGUUCUCGCCUGCCUCUUCGAGAAGGAAGUUGAUUUCCAGCUAGUGCGACAAGACAACUUCAAGCGUGAACGUAAACUGCCCGAGUUCCUCAAGCUCCAGGUUAGUCUACUCUCUCUCUCUCGCUACGUAUAUUUAUAUAUAAAAUUUAGAUAGACACCUACUCUAUGUUGCUUUCCCUCUCUCUGUGUCCGUAAAAAAAGGACUUCCCACUGUGAGUAUUACUCGUUCUCCCUUGCUUCUUCUUCCCUUAUCUUGCAGGAUCCUUCCGGCCAAGUGACUUACAAGGAGGCAGAUAGAACUCUCUUCGGUAAGAAACAUACCCGGUUAACAUCUCACUGAUCUACGGGAACCUGUCUAAUCCACCAUUGCUUGCUGCUUUACAGACUCGAGGGCGAUUUGCCGGCACGUGUCGAGGAAAUUCGCGAGGGCACGGAAGAACCAGAACAACCUGCUGGGAACGGGGGCCCUGGAGAAGGCCUUGGUGGAGCAGUGGCUCCAGGUGGAGGAGCAGCAAUUCGAGAAGCCCAGUUCGUUCCUUCUCUUCAACCUGGCCCACGCGCCGCUGAUCGAUGAACACGACGUUGACCCGGAGGAGAUCGCGCGUCAGAUAGAGAAGCUCUCCGACGUGCUGGACCUCUACGAGAAGAGGCUGGCGUCGUCGGAGUACCUGGCGGGGGACAAGUUCACGCUGGCGGACCUCACCCACCUCCCCAACUCUCACUACCUCGUGAACAACACAGAGAAAGGGCGCACGCUCUUCAAGUCCAAGGCCAAUGUCUACCGGUGGUGGGAGGCGAUCUCGUCCAGGGAGUCAUGGAGGAUGGUGCUGCAGUUGCAGGAGGAGCGUCCUGCCCUCCUUGAGAAGUAG